Xyrauchen texanus (razorback sucker) is the source of this 921-nucleotide messenger RNA. Its product is annotated as calcium-binding protein 2-like. NCBI's taxonomy places the organism in Eukaryota, Metazoa, Chordata, Actinopteri, Cypriniformes, Catostomidae. The transcript has 7 exons. The record is from RefSeq and is a predicted model, not a curated record. Gene Ontology annotation, molecular function: calcium ion binding. The coding region runs from base 1 to 789 and encodes 262 amino acids.
AUGUUCAUGAUUAUUCGAGAAGGAUCAGCAGGAGGAGCAGGUCCUGCUGGCGGAAUGAGCGCUCCACAGGAGAGAUCUGCAAAACAGGUCCAGGCGGCAAUCAAGAAGAAAGUAGAGAAACAGAAGAAAAAAGUUGAAAUGGGUGUGGUGGAGGCAUUUAGCAAUACAAGACCUAAAAUGGGACAGAAAAGUAAUCAGCCCAUCCAGCCUCCCAGAAGAGCUGGAAAUGGUGAGGAGGAGGAGGAGGAGGAGGAAGAAGAAGAGGAGCCCGUUGAGACUGGGGAACACAAGGAGAAAGAGGAACUCGACCUUGUAACUAUUGUGGAUUCUGUUUUUGGCCAAGACAGAGAACUGCGGCCAGAGGAGAUUGAAGAACUAAGAGAAGCCUUUAAAGAGUUUGAUAGGAACAAAGGAUACAUUAACUGCAGGGAUCUGGGCGAAUGCAUGAGGACUAUGGGAUACAUGCCAACAGAGAUGGAACUCAUUGAACUGAGUCAACAAAUUAGUGGGGGUAAAAUUGAUUUUGAGGACUUCGUGGAGCUCAUGGGCCCCAAAAUGCUGGCAGAGACAGCGGACAUGAUUGGAGUCAAGGAGUUAAGAGAUGCCUUUAAAGAGUUUGACUCCAACGGUGAUGGGCAAAUCAGUGUCACAGAACUGAGAGAAGCCAUGAAAAAGCUGAUGGGAGAGCAGCUGAACCCCAGAGAUAUUGACGAUAUUCUCCGAGAUGCCGACCUCAAUGGAGACGGACUGGUUGAUUUUGAAGAGUUUGUUAGGAUGAUGUCCCGUUGAUGGAAGCCACAGAGACGACUUCAUUUCCUUCAUGAUGAAAAAAGGGUCACACGAUUCAGCAAUCUGAAUGUUCUCGCAAGGCCUCACCAGACUAACACAUAUUGUAAAACUUCUUUUUCAUUUUAUUUUAAA